Linum trigynum is the source of this 222-nucleotide messenger RNA. Lineage: Eukaryota; Viridiplantae; Streptophyta; Magnoliopsida; Malpighiales; Linaceae. The record is from the annotation of a GenBank genome assembly.
AUGAUUGGAUGCAUUAUGUAUCAUGUGAGGUUAAAUGUUGGUGAUCGAAGGACAAUUGCACGCGAGAUGCGAGUUGCAACAACUGGAGUCGGUGUAUAUGUGAAUGAGACCACUGGAAAUACAUAUGUUAGGCUGAACGGAGCACAUGGUCGUCUAGUGGGUGGAAAUCAGCCAACAGUGGUGGAUGUCCAAGGAAGUCAUCCACCUGUCACUCAACCUUAG